AAAAGUUUCUUUUCUUUUACUAAUUGAAGUGACCCAUUUCUGAUUGAAACUAAACAAAUGAAGUUUUACAAGAAGGAGCUUUUGAUCAAGCUAUUUUUUAAAUUUUGGUUUGUUUUCUUAGUUGACAUUUCUAAAAGCUGACGUACUUUUUCUGGGUGGUAAAAACUAAACCUGUUUUAACUUAGGAUAUACCACAGCUGAAACACUUCAAAUGAUGGCAGAACAUGGAUCGCCUUGCGAUCCACAGGAUGCCACUUACUGCAUGAAUGGUGGGACAUGUUAUAAAAUACCAUCUAUGGAUAAGAUCUCCUGCGUCUGCAGUGAAAGUUUCAAAGGAAGCAGAUGUGAGCAGUACCAGCUCUUGAGUUAUUCUCUGGAUGAACAGGACAAAGGGUUAUUAGCCGCCGUGGUCAUUCUAGUCAUGCUCAUCUUCGUGGUGCUGGCUGUUGUCAUCUACUAUGUGCAUAAGAUGGUAAAACAAAGAAAACUAAACCAACAGAACAAUGGCCAAGGGUGGGAGAAAUCAACAGUAUGAGAUUUCCUGCCGAUAUGCACCUGUUUGCGUGCAUACGUUAAAUACAAUAAAUGUUAUUUACCUUUGCUGCAGUAAAUCAUGUAAUUUAGAGAGAUUUUGCUUAUUUGAGUAAAAACAAAAUGAGUAAAAACAGACACAAGGUAUGGAAUAUUCUUAAGUGUUUGAGAAAUAAAUGCCGCAUCUAAACUUUGAUAAGACAAGGAAGUUGUAACUUGUUACAUUUCAGUGCAUUUGUUUAAAUGUGCAUUUAUGUAGUGCAAUUUAGAUAACCAAAUCAUAUUUUGUGAAAUGUUUGGUGAAAGAACAAAAAGCAACCUACUGUAACAAUGACUGGAUGCUUUAAAAAGUGUUUUUUAAUCAUUUUGAAAAUGUAUAAAUGUAAUUAUUUUUCUGAUGACCGUUUAUUCAUACAACUUUGUUCCUGACUAACAAAUCAACAGUUUAUAAUCUUUUGCUGAACGCACCCAUCACCAUUUAAUGUUUUGUUGUUGUUUAGUCGUAAUUGUGGUGUUAACCAUAGCUGCCCCGGGGAACGUCUAGACUGGCCAUAGGGAUCUCACUUCCCAGAAACCCUCAGCAGUUUCACCCCUGGCUCACCUAAAGCUGAAAAUGCGAAAACACAUAUAAAUGGCAAUCCUAACCUCUGUUCAUGCCCAACUAGUUUUAUUAGUUCCCUUAAACUUAAAAACGUAUUUCAGACAGGUAUUUUUAAAAUGGUAAUGUUUGCUGAACUGCAGGGGUGGGUUUUCAGUGUCCUCAAUACUACAAUAAAAAUCUGCACACUCCAGAAUAAUAAAUAAUGAAUAUAUGAGUACAGGUUAAACUUGCUGCUGAGGCCUAUUUUCUUUAUGCAUUGGUACUUUGACCAUGCCAUCAAGAAAUAGUGUAGAAUUAGUUUGAAAUAAAGAGUUAAUAUAUUUUGACAUUUAAAGAAAGAAAUGCCUCUUCCAUUGGAAAACCUUAAAUCAUUAUUAUUUAUGCUGAAUAUUAUCACUCAUUCCCCUGGUGGAUUUAGUUGUAAAGUAAUAUUUUAAUUUGACCAACAUUUUUUUUUAGGGGAAGUAAUAUUAACAUUGUGAAGUGGUGCAACCAGAAUCCCUACUUAAUUCCGUUAUGGGUAUCUUAGGAGGGUGCUAAAGAUUAGGGCGAUGGCAAGGAGGCCUUCCAACCUAAAAGACCUUGAGCUAAUUGCGAAAGAUGAACAGACAAAAAUACUAGUGGAAAAAGUAAGAAAAAAAAAAGUUUGUCCACCAUAAAAAGUAGUGCUUAAUUGCUGUAAUGUCAACAAAGGUUUUUUCAUAGGUAAUUUAAAACGGUUAUAAAUAUUUUGUGAUAUGACAAUAUUUUCUUAAAAUGUAAAUAAACUUUUUUUUUUUUUAAAAGAUA
Molecule: messenger RNA, 1921 nt
Organism: Girardinichthys multiradiatus
Lineage: Eukaryota; Metazoa; Chordata; Actinopteri; Cyprinodontiformes; Goodeidae
Product: pro-neuregulin-4, membrane-bound isoform-like
Exons: 4
Coding region: 212-535 (107 amino acids)
Biological process (GO): positive regulation of cell population proliferation; epidermal growth factor receptor signaling pathway; positive regulation of mitotic nuclear division
Source: RefSeq, a predicted model, not a curated record